AUGGAUAUUAAUUGUUGUCCGCGUAAUGAUUUUUCAUUUCCAACAAAAAAUAGUACUAAAGAUUUUCUUUCAACAUGGCCAACAACAUUAAAUGGAAAUAUAUCGAAUGAAAAUAUCUUCGAUCAAGAAACAAAACCAUUUCAAGAUUAUAUUCUACGUAAUAGCUCGAAUAUAUUAUCACUUGAACAAUCAACAUCAUCAUCAUCAUCAUCAACAUCAUUAUCAUGUGUUUUACCAUUUCAACAACUUGUUAUUAAUGAUCUUAAUACACAACAUAAUUCAUCAAUAUUACCAUUUACAUUUAAUAAUAAUAAUAAUAAUAGUUUAAAUGAACCAUUACCAUUUAGUACAAAUCAUCAUCAUCAUCAUCAUCAUCAUCAUCAAACAACAAUUAAUGAUGAAAAUGCACGACCACCAUGGUUACUUUCAUUAGCACCUAUAUCACAAAUAUCACCACCACCAUCAUCAUUUUUACAACAAAAUCAACAACAACAAUCAAUUUUACCAAUGAUAUCACCUAUACAAGAUGAUUCAACAGAAAAUAUACGUCAUUGGAUUGGAGAUUUUUCAACUGAACAAAUAAAUACAAAUACAAAUAACAAUAAUAUUAAUAAUAAUAAUAAUAAUAAUAAUAAUAAUAAUAAUAAUAGUUUACAACAAAUACCAUUACUUUCACAAAAAGUUUUUAUUGGUGGUGUACCACGUUUUGCAACUGAAACUGAUAUACAUGCAAAUUUUGAUCGUUUUGGUAUAUUUGAAAUUCAAUGGCCAAAAUUACAUGGUGGUCAUAAAGAACAACAUCGUGAAAAUGGCUUUUUUCAUAUUGUUUUUCAUAAUGCAAAAUCUGUUUGUGCAUUAUUAGAUUGUUGUUCACGUCAUACAAAUAAUAGUGCAUGUCCAGAUUAUUUUAUUCAUUUUGAAACAGCAACUGGUUCAAGAAAAACUGUUGAAGUUAUACCAUGGAAUAUUGGUGAUAAUAAUUAUGCUUUACGACCACCACAACAACUUGAUUCAAAAAAAACAAUAUUUGUUGGUAAUCUUCAUGGUACAAUGACAGCAAGAUAUUUAUGGCGUUUAAUGGAAGAUUUAUUUGGUGGAGCUGUUUAUGCUGGUGUUGAUAUUGAUAAAUAUAAAUAUCCAAUUGGUAGUGGUCGUGUAACAUUUGAUAAUAGUUCAAGUUUUCUUCAUGCUGUUUCAACAGCUUUUGUUGAUGUUCGAACUCCACGUUUUCUUAAACGUCUUCAAAUUGAACCACAUUUACAAUAUCGAUUUUGUUCAUUAUGUAAAACAGCUGCUGGUGAUUUAUUUUGUCGAAAUUUUGCUUGUUUCGAUUAUUUUUGUCAACGUUGUUGGCAAAAAAUUCAUAUUGGUAGUAUGUCAUCACAUAAAGCAGUGACACGUCAUUCAAAAUCUUCACAACCAGUCUUUCAUCCAAUACAACAACAAUCAAUUUCUCAACCAAUUGAUUGUAUUAUAGGUGCAAAUGCAUUUUAA
Rotaria sordida is the source of this 1494-nucleotide messenger RNA. Lineage: Eukaryota; Metazoa; Rotifera; Eurotatoria; Philodinida; Philodinidae. The record is from the annotation of a GenBank genome assembly.